Molecule: messenger RNA, 2559 nt
Organism: Rodentolepis nana
Lineage: Eukaryota; Metazoa; Platyhelminthes; Cestoda; Cyclophyllidea; Hymenolepididae
Source: the annotation of a GenBank genome assembly
AUGAGUGAUACAUAUAAUGAACAAGACGUCGCGGAGCUAUCUCUUUUAUCCGAUACGGUAGUAGAUAAUAUUUUUCCUGACCAACAUGUCAACAAUUUUAUUCUUGGCUCCAAGACAUUUGCCGAAAAACAACCAUUCGAAGCUAUUUAUGCUGCCGAAAAACCAAUUCCAGAACAUAUACAAAAGGCCAUUGCCCACUAUAGUUUUCCAUCAACUACUAGGGAAAUAAAAGUGUAUUCCGCCUUGGGUACAGGCAGUGUGAAUUGUUUUCGCAAAGCCAGUUCUCUUUUUACGCAAAAUGGAGUGCGUGAUUGCUUGCAAAUAGGCUUUUAUAUUAGUGCGAAUGUCAUCCACUCCUCUACGGAUCCGAAAAUUCGGCAUGUUACGAUGUGUUUCGAUCGUAAGCAUAUCACUUUUACUUCUUGUACCUGUACCAGUGAAGAGGAUCGUAAAAUAACUGACAGCCAAAAAAAACAUCUCUCUCCUGCACAGAAAUCAAUGUCAGAUCAGAGUGUUUGGUGUCCCCAUGUGGUCGCUACUUGUUUGACCCGGAUUGAGCAUCCGGAAAAAUUUAUCUACCGCCCACCAAUUUCGGAAUCUUUGAGUCAGUUAAAUGAGUCGCAGUUGAGAACACUAGCAUAUAAAUUAAUUUGCCAGGAAAGUGCGCGUAAAUUCUUACCCGCAACACAGAGUAUCCUUGAUGAAAUGCUUACGCCAUUGACACCUCCUUGCGGCUCUUAUGAAGAAGGAAGAGAUCCAACUGGUGGAGGCUACAUAGGUGAAAAUCCUUAUUGGUGUGCCGAUUUCACAAAUUUGAAGGCCCGACUGAAAAGCCAAUUAGCAUACCAUAUUCGUGAAUUAAACGCUAAGAUCGAGGUUGAAUUGUUUUUCGAUUUACCUUCUUCGUUUGUGGACAUUCUUGACGUCCUUUCAUCUACUCGAUCAUACCGUCCACGUGGUGCUUGGGAACUUCUGAGUAUCAUUAUCAAAAUGAUGCACAACCACGAUGCCAACUCCUUUGAAUUGUUGCAGAUCUUUGUAGAAUCCAUUCUCAAAACACCGGCGGUGGUGAGCCACUGGAGCUGUGCGGAGAGAAAUAUUCCAUUUUCUUCAAAACACGUUCAAGAUGCUGAAAGAAGUGGGGUUUUCUUUACUUCUAGAUGGCUUUGUGAAGCUCUUGUUGAUGUUUGGCGACUCUUUUGUCUCCAUCCUAAGUUUGUUAGUGAUGCUGAAACCCUUGUUCCUAGCCUUGGUGUCUCACGUGUGGAAAUUGUCAAAAUGUUGAAAAGUUGGCAGCAUAAAAUUCUUUCUUCUCAGCAUUUCCCCCCAGUUAAUGCUAUUCAAUUGGACCUCGUUGGCUUUAACCCAGCCAUAAAAACUUGCCUAUUGUCAUGGGCAAAUGAUCAUCUCCCUUCCACUCUCCAUUUAACCCCGGACCAAUUCCGUCAAGCUAUUCCAAAAUUUGAUGGUGCUUUUGUGAGUGAACAAUCUUUGGUGGAUGAUGAUUCCAUGUGGAGGGAUUCGUUCGGGAAGUCUCCAGAAUUCGGUUCCUUUUGUCCCCCCAUGUGUGGUCAAUUUGGGAUUGAUUUUGCUCGAUGUCAAAGCCUCGUUACUCAUGGAGGUAGUAAGGAGGUAGCAUUGUCCUGGGUGCGACAUCUGGCUCUUCAAAUGUUACAACAAUCUCCACACUUAUUGACGGCCGCCAAGACCGCUUUCUCAACGCAAGACUCUGAUAAAGAAAUGCCUUCAAGCACUACCAAUAGUCGAUCAUCUUCAAGUACACAAACUACAGAAGCUGGUCGAAAAGCUCGCGAUUUCUUUCGUGAGAAAAGUGCUGAAACGGAAGCAAUGCUAAAAAAUAAGAGUGUUGAUAAAUUUGGAGCAAUACUAAAUGAAUGGAUUUACUGUGUGGACUACCUUAUGGACUGUUUCUACAGUUUCUACUUCUACGAUGGUGUAGUUUGCCCACCCUCCCUCACAAACCACGAUCUUUCUCGAGUUGUUAUGCGCAAGAAAGUUGUUGAAGACUUCAAUUCCUUAUACUACUUACCGCAUUUAUCCGCAUUGUCAAUACCCCAGGAGAAGCAAAUGACUGAUGGCUGGAUGCCUAUUGACAUGGAAUUGGCUUUUCGAUUGGGUUUUCUAGUUCUAGUCCUACCUAGAACGCAACUUAUUUUGAAGAGCAGGGAAGUGCGUCUAAUGGAUCAUGAAAGCCAACUUAUGUCUAGACUCUACAGGCUACCUUUGGAAUCCGUCUGCCCCUGGGUUAUCGACACUAUUCGUCACGAAGCUUCAGUACUUGCUUAUGGACCAGAUAGAUUCGAUGCCAACGUGCCCUACGCCUUGUCGGAUUUCCUUUUCACCAUGUUGGCCGGAUCGCAUAAUCUCGAAGAGUGGGGUCCACUGGAAAACUCUUCCCCCAUUGUUGGCGAAAAUAGUAGCGCUGACGGUACUCAAACCGUCUCGAUCAACCACCUUCCACCCUUUAUUAUCCGCGUUUUUCGACAUAAACCUACUGCCGAGGUAAAUGAACGGAAGCUUCGCAAACAAGUCAGGUAA